Messenger RNA from Rhopilema esculentum, 5071 nucleotides. NCBI's taxonomy places the organism in Eukaryota, Metazoa, Cnidaria, Scyphozoa, Rhizostomeae, Rhizostomatidae. The record is from RefSeq and is a predicted model, not a curated record.
AUAUGGAAAAUUUAGGCCCAAAUCUUUGAUUCAAAUUUUGAACAAACCGCACCAGUUUUCAAAAAUCAGUGAAUGUUGUGAUAUUCUAAAUACAUUGAAGACACCAAAACAGAAAAGAUUUUUCAGUUGGUGGGCAUUUCCGAGCUGGACCUCAUUGUGUGACUGACUAUAACAGAGCAGGGACACCUAAGUUGAGGUAUCAUGGCACCUGUAAAUUGACCAGGUGCACGUAUUAAGACAUCAAAUGUUUAUUAUAAGUGAUCAGUUUUAUACAUUCCCAGUGUGUUUAUAAUGUUCAUUCUUGGGAUUUCGCAACGAAAUGAUUUUCCUGGCGUACAUCUCCAUCGGCUGUUGUGUUGGACGCUGAGUAGUUAAUUUUGCCGUUUCAUUGAUGUAUUACACAAAGAGGUAUCUGUGUUAAUCAAGCAUUCCAUCAUUCUUCUUUGAAAGAAGAAUCUCAAAGAAGCAAGAUUUAUUUUGGAAUAAUAAACGAGCACCAAUUGAAGUACCAAAAAUCUUCCAAGCUACUAGCAGUAUAUAUAUUCUUGAUCAAUGGCAAAGUGUUUGACAAUGAAGCUGCUUGCAGUUAUAAAGAUCUUCACAUUUGCAUUCGUAUUCCAAAGAACAGAAGCGAGAAUUUACGGUAUCUUUGAAGUUGCUGCAAAUGAGAGGGUUUUCAAAAAAGCAUUGGUUAAGCUUAAUAUCAGUACUACCAAUGCCUCUUCAUACUUUGCACCCAACUUGAGUUUAAGCCAAUUUGUGGACCGGGGAAAUGACAUUGCUAAAGAAUUGAACGGACAUGGAAUAAGCGGCGGAUAUGUCCUUAAUGACUUAAGCAAUGUCAAAAACGAGAUCUUCAGAGAAAUUUCGAAUCAUGCAAAAGGCAAUGGAAGAAUUCAUACCGAGAAGGCUUUUAGUGGCCUUGACCGGACUGUAAACCAGUUAUCUGAAGUUAACGACCUGGUCAAGUUGGUCAAUCUAAUUCCUCUCCCAUCUAAAGGAAUAUCCAUCGUAGUGGAUGACUCGCAAUUUGGACGUGCUUCCCUUACCCGUAUUGUUGAGAAAUGCACAGAGAAUGGUCUAAAUAUAACAAGCAUGCAAUUGAUAAAGAAUGUUACUAAGAGAACCAUAUUUGCCUUAAAUAUUCACAAAAGUAAUGUGCUUAUUGUUGAUGUUGAUGACAAGAAAACAGUCAAAAUCGUUAACAUGGUAAAACACUUGGGCGUGACAGGCUAUCGUGAGGAAUUGUACUGGAUGAUGACCAAACGAUCUACUGGACAAAUCGGCAGUAAAUGCAACUUGCUUCCACACACAUAUCGAUAUAUAGACUAUGUCCCUGCUUCCGUAUCUUCAGACUACAUCAUAGAGAAGAUCCAGCGACGAAACUUGGCCAGUCUAAAUUGGAGUCGCGAUGGCACUACAGGAAUGAAAUCAUCUAUCAAAGAACUUAACACCCACAUUCAAUCAUGGUUCACUGUGAAUUCCCUAACAAUGCAGCCUGAAAAGCAUUCUCACUCUACAAGCAAAGGUGAAGAUUUGCCGCCGGUGGUUCGAGUGGCAAUCUCGCACACUGCCGCACCUUGGGUGAUUGUGGAAGAGGUGAAUAAAACUCACACCGACCGAGAAGCAUGUGGUCGUUCCGGCAUGUUGGGAGAGAAGUUUGUCAAUGGAACAGACACUGUGAAGAUAUGUGCUUAUGGCUAUGUUAUCGAUUUACUAAAUCUUUUGAAAACAAAGCUCCUUUUUGAGGCUGUAAUUUCCACCUCAAGAGACGGAAAAUUUGGAUCUUAUGACAUAGAAACAGGUGAAAGUGAUGGAAUUGUUAGAGAAGUGCUUGAAAACAAAGCCGACAUUGGCCUAGAUCUAACCGAGAACAAAGGGAGAUCCACAGCACUUUGGUUCUCGAACCCCCAUCUUAUUGCUCCAAUUUCCAUAGCCUACAUACAGGGAAACAGUUUUGAUGAAUCGAGUAUUUUUGGUCCUUUCAGUAAAAACCUAUAUAUUGGAAUAAUUGGGAUGAUUGUAGGGCUAGUUGUGUUCGUUUUUGUAAUUGAACGUGUCAGUCCUUACAGUGGAUUUCAAAUUAGACAACGAUCUUUUGUCGACAUGGAAGACUUUGGAGCGUUUGACAGUACAACGUACGUAUGGGGCACCUUAUUUACAGGCGAAAUAAUUGAAAAGAAACCAAAAUCAUCUGGAAGCCGGACAAUGGUACUUGCUUUCUCGUGGGUGUCCGUUGUUAUUCUAUCGGCAUAUUCUGGAAACCUUAUCACCUACCUGGUAGUAUUGGAUGAAAGACCUCCAGUGUCAGGAUUGUUUGACCCAAAGAUAAUCGGAAAAGAAAGUACAAUGAAAAUUGGGACCCAUGUCAGUACAUUUGUUGAUGGAUUGAUCAAGACUCAUUCGGAUACCAGAGUUAGAAACCUUUAUGGAAGACUGACGCACUGCAUAAGUUUCGAUGAAUGUGUGCUGAAAUUAAAGAAAAGGGAAAUUGACUUACUUAUGUCUGAAGGCCCAACUUUGAGAUACUAUGCAUCGAUUGAUCGCAGCUGCUCUUUGAGAGUCAUGGACCUGAAAGAACGAGAUCGUGCGAUGGGAAUUGUUGCACGAAAAAACUGGUCAUGGAGGAGAAGGAUCAACACAGCUAUCAAUCAUAUAGUUGCAUCCGGAAAUGCUGACUACCUUCAUGCCAAAUGGCUGGGAAAAGUUCCUUGCAAAAGAACAAACACUUUCUUUAGCCUUGAUAUCAUGAGACUAAAGGUUCUGUUCGUCUUGCUUGCAGGCUUUAUGGCUGGGUGUAUUUUUGUAAGCUUAACUUUGAGAAUUGCCAGCAAGUUUUACACGGAAAAGAAAGAUGACACGGAUGAAGAAAAUGAUUGAAUUUAAAAUCAACAAUUUGUUUAAAUGUCCGAUCCUAAAACAGGAGCUUUCAAUCAAAUUUCAGCCAGGAGAUGGAGCUGUUGCAGCUAAAGGCCAUGGAGCUGUUGGAAUAAUAGUAUGUAAAUAUGAGAAAUAUAUUAAGUGAUAGGUACUAAUGAAAAUAGAAAACCGUCACAUCUAUAGUUUAGUAUUUCCUUUAGAACGAAUUGAUUUUCUUAGAAGCUGCUCAAAUGCAACUAAGGCAUACAUUACUCGUUUGCAACUUCUUUAAUUUCCAUAAGGGUAUCAAUUUGCUAGGUCUUUCUGCUAGAAGAAUUAUUCAUUUGAAAUUAUUUCAUGUAUUGUUUAAUGUUAUUCUUCCAUCACACUUUUUCUUAACCUUUUGUUUCGAAAAAUGCGAAAAAAGGUAUUGACCUGUUUAAGUGUAUUGUAAUAUGUAAAAUUAGAUUACUUUUGUUUCUAAAGCAAAAAAAAUAGAAUUCUGGUGUAGUGUCAUCCAUUAUAAAUCAUGCUGUGUGUUUGUUCAAUUUCUUCUUUGCUUUUAAGAUCUUUUUUUAGCAUUUGUAAUCCUUUGUAAUACUGCAUUUGUAAUCUAUAGUAUCCUUUGAACAAGCACGUUUCACUUCUAUGAAGUAUCCGAGCCAAGAGAAAAAAAAUUUUUUCUCGAAAAAUCUGCUUCAUGCAUUGGAACUUUAUGGUUUGAUCCAAUUUAGCAUUCUUGAUUAGAAAGUGGACUGAAAGAGGAUGAAUUAGAAUAGAAACAAUUUGCAAAGAAGUACCCAAAGGUGGGAGCAUCAUUCCUUUGCUUUUUGCUUGGCCAAAAAACAGCCUCAGCAACCUCAAAAAUCUUAGCUUUUAGAUGAAAAUUGAUGUAACCAAACUGCCUUAAUUUUAUUCGUUUAGGGAAAUAGACUUACUUUUGUCUGACAGUCCAACUUUGAGACACUACGCAUCGAUUGAUCACAACUGUUCUUUUAGCGUUCUGGAAUUAACACAAAGAGGUCGUGCAGUGGGAAUCAUUGCACGUGAAAAUUGAUCAUGGACGAGGAAGAUGAACACAGAUAUCAAUCAUUUAGUGGUAUCUGGAAGUGCUGACCACAUUCUUGCUAAAUGGUUCGGAAAGGUUCUUUGCAAGAAAACAAGCACAUUUUUCAACUUGAUAUUAACAUGCUUAAGUAUCUCUUUGUCUUGCUUUAGUUUAGCCUUGAGAAUCGCCAGUCCGUUUUACCAAAUAAGAGGACAUAACAAAGAUUUAGGGAAUUUAAUCCCUGGUUGGUGUUGGUGUUAUCAUUCUUUUUACUUGUCUUUCAAUUCAGGGCAGCUCACACGGGGCUGCAAAUUAUAUGUAACACAAAGGAACACCGGUUAGAGAAAAAUAAUAGAUACGCAAAUAACGUUAAAAAAAUGCAUGUGCUAGUGGAAGGAGAAAAAGCCAAAAUAGACAUUAAGUCAUAAAAUGCAAAUAAAAAUUUUUUUUAAUGUGCCAUGACGACAAGACUUCCUAUGCAAGUACCUUUCUCCUAAAACCACUUUGCUGUCCAUAGAGUUAUCACCAACGGAAAAUAGAAAAGAAAUUUGAAAAAUAGUUGAAAUUUGAUUGUUUUUAAAGACGUGCUUAUUUUUUUGCUGUGCAAAUAAAGAUCGAUCAAUUAUGGUUCUGCUGCAUGGUAUUGCUUUUUACACUCUGUUAAAGCAAAUACCUGGUGGCUUUAUCAAAAUUGUUCUAUGGUGUUUAUGACAAUAAGGCUGUGAAAAUUAUUCAUCUGUUCACAAAGAAUAUCAAGGCCAUUUGGAACAAGCAAGGUAUAAAAUUUGACCACACAAUAUUUCUGUGCAAAAGAGGGUCUACUGGCAACACCUUUCCUCCUGCUACUGUGUCUUGUGUUUGUUUCCUUUUGUUUCCUUCUGUUUUUUUUAAUUCUAUUUAUUUUUAUUACUGUUUGUCUCUUUUUCCUCUUUUUAUCACGUUUGUUUCUCCUUGUUCUUUUUGUUUCUUCUUUUUCUUCUGUUUCUUUCAAAUUCUUUUUAUUUUUAUUUCUGUUUGUCUCUUUUUCCUCUUUUUAUCACGUUUGUUUCUUUUUGUUUCUUUUUGUUGCUUAUUUUUCAUUUCUUUUGUUUCCUUCUGUUUCUUUUUUAAUCUUCGUAUUUUCAUUUCUUUUUGUUUCUUCUUUCCACUUUCAUUACUUUUGUU